Juglans regia (Persian walnut) is the source of this 1150-nucleotide messenger RNA. Its product is annotated as GDSL esterase/lipase At5g03980-like. The record is from RefSeq and is a predicted model, not a curated record. Bases 11 to 1150 code for a protein of 379 amino acids. Lineage: Eukaryota; Viridiplantae; Streptophyta; Magnoliopsida; Fagales; Juglandaceae. Gene Ontology annotation, molecular function: hydrolase activity, acting on ester bonds. The transcript has 5 exons.
GCAUUGUGCAAUGACUUCCACACAAACAGUUUUAUCUCUUAUUCUCACCCUCAAUGCACUUCUUCUCCUGUUCCUUCUUCCUCAGUGCACGACUGAUGCACACUCUCUUAUGGCUUGUAAGUUUAAUGCGAUAUACAACGUCGGCGACUCCAUGUCCGACACAGGCAAUUUGGUUCGCGAGAACUCGGCUUUACCCUUUGCUCGACUUCCAUACGGCGAGACCUUCUUCAAGAGCGCAACAGGACGAUGUUCCAAUGGUUUGCUUAUGAUAGAUUAUAUAGCUUUGGCGGUUGGAGUUCCCUUUCUUCAUCCUUAUUUGAAUAAGGAUGCGCUCUUUCUACCUUGCUUAGGAGAGAAUUUUGCUGUGGCUGGUUCUACUGCCUUGUCUACAAAUGCUCUGGCAAAGAAGAAUAUCUUAUCUCCGGUUACUAAUAGCUCUCUUGAUGUACAAUUGGAUUGGAUGUCUUCCCAUUUCAAUAUAGCUUGUUUCAACGACCAAGAUUGUGUCAAGAAGCAUAACAUGAAAGCCUUAUUCAUGGUGGGAGAAAUUGGAGGUAAUGAUUAUAACUAUGCAUUCUUCCAAGGCAAACCCGUUGAGGAGGUCAAGGCCAUGGUUCCAGAAGUUGUCCAAGCAAUAAAGGAUGCCGUUAAAAGAGUCAUUGGUUAUGGUGCUGUUCGAGUUGUCGUCCCCGGAAACUUCCCAAUAGGCUGUUUCCCAAUCUAUCUUACAACAUUCCAAACCAACAAUGCGGCUGCUUAUGAUGAGUUUCACUGCUUGAAGUGGUUGAAUAGUUUCUCAACAUAUCACAAUGAUAAACUGAAACAAGCCAUUGAAGAUUUAAGAAAAGAAAAUCCUAAUGUGAUUAUAGCGUAUGGCGAUUACUACAAUGCAUUCCAAUGGGUUUACCAACAUGCGCCUCUUCUUGGAUUUGAUGUAGCAUCUGUACAAAAGUCUUGUUGUGGUGCUGGAGGCUAUUACAAUUUUGGAAUGACAAAAAUGUGCGGAGCUCCAAAUGUACCAGUUUGUCCAAAUCCCGAAGAACACAUAAGCUGGGAUGGAAUUCAUUUGACUGAGAAAGCAUAUCAAUAUAUGGCGUAUUGGCUCAUCCGCGACAUCUUACCCAAGCUUAACUGCAUUAAUAUUGUUUAA